Acanthoscelides obtectus is the source of this 1176-nucleotide messenger RNA. The record is from the annotation of a GenBank genome assembly. Lineage: Eukaryota; Metazoa; Arthropoda; Insecta; Coleoptera; Chrysomelidae.
UGUCCAAUACAAAUAAACAAACAUCCAUAAAACAAUAAACUGGUAGAAAAUUCCAAAAGUUUUAGCCCUUUGCAAACCAGAUAUUUAUCUUUGGCAUUCAUAUUCCCAGAGUGAUCCAGAUUUUCAGUGUAUUUUCAAAAUUCCUGAUAGGAACUUCCUGUUGCCGCAAUUACUUUAUUUAUUAAUAAAAUGAAUAAUACAAACAAGAAUUCAUGCGAGCGAAAAGUUUUUUCCGAAAGGGACAAAUUGUUGCUUAUAUCAUUAGUUAAUAGUUAUAAGCACAUACUAGAAAAUAAGAAAACAGAUGCCACCAAUGUCGAAAAGAAAAAUGGGGCCUGGAAGGAAAUUACAGAUCUAUAUAAUGCAAAUGAUGUUUGUCCUAGAACUGAUAAGCAAUUGAGAAAAUUGUGGGAGAAUUUGAAACAAAGAACUAGGAAAAGUGAUUCAGAAAUGAGAAAAAGUUUAAUUCAAACUGGAGGUGGACCACCAGUGAAAAGUGAAGAUAAUCCAAUAAAUGAACGAGUUCGGUCAGUUGUCCCUACAAUUAGUUAUGUAAUUGAAAAUGAGUGGGACAGCAAUUCUGUGAUCCCUUCCGAGAAUUCUCAACUUCAAUCUGAACCCAACGCAUCUCAAGCAUUUAUUGAAGUUACUGAUGCACAGUCAAAUAUGGGCGACAUAGACCAAGAUAACCAGUGGUAAACGGACAACCGAAUGGGAAUAACACAUCUGAAAAUUUUAUAACUCCACAGAAGAAAAGAAAAAGACCAUCAGUAUGUGGGACCCAUUCAACAAGAACAUCACUAAUUGAACAGGAAGCUCUUCUAAGAAUACAGAAAUUGAAAAGAUCCAUGGAGCACGAUGAAGAACUCCAUUUGAUUAAAAAGCAGGCAGCCGAGGCAGAAAAACUAUAUUGGGAAACAAAAUUAAAAAAAUUGAAUCAAUAAAGUAGUUAAUUACAUAUUGUGUUUGUGCUAAAAGUUAUUUAAAGCAAAGAAACAGCGUGUUACAAAUUUUGUUGUAAAAUAGAUACACCAGAUGAAAUUUUCAAUUUUUAUUUAUUAAAAAUGAGUUACUAUAAAAGUUCUUCUAAAGGCUAAUCCAUCACCUGGUCGAUCAUUAACAAUAAUUAUAUUAUCAACCCAAUCACCAUCUUCGUUAAGCUCAUUUUCUUCAAAG